AUUUUGAAAAUUAACCGGAAGUACCUCCCGUCGUAGUCGUCUUGUGUUGAUGGUGAUGAACAGGUUUGUAGGGAACAACAAGUGUGUGGACUGAAACUUCUCCAUCAGGACCAGACGGCUGUGGGACCUUUGAGACGAACAAGUUUAUGGACGUUUUUACUUUAGAAGUCAAGUGUUUGUUGUUGCACAUGUCUUUAAUAGAGACAUUUAACAGGGAACAGUUAGUUCAGCGGUAAAAAUGAGUCCGGUUUUGUGUCUUUUGCUCCUCUUUCUGCGGACUGUGGAGCUCCGCCACCUCCAAGCAGCCCGGGAGUUCCCCGGGUCAGAGCAGCAGGUGGGGGAUGCGGGUUCGCCGGUGACAAAGGGAAGGACUUCUCAGGACCGGGAUGAAACUUUUAAAGUCCCGGAUCUGAAGCGAGUCGCUCGGGGAGCUAAUGAGGGAAGUUUCGGGAAAAGAGACCCAUAUUCACCGAGCAGCCACGGGCACCCGAGGCGGUACGACGACCCGAGCGGGUACUUCACCACACCGCGGGUCGACCGGCACGCCUCCGUCCGGCCGGGUAACUCCACAUCGGGGCUUCUGAACCCGCUGUUCCCGGUGACUGACGGGUCCUACUGGGCGUACGCAGUCAUGCUGCUCGCGCUCGUGCUUUUCGCGGCAGGUAUCGUUGGAAACCUCGCGCUCAUGUGUAUAGUGUGGCAUAAUUUCUACCUGAAGAGCGCGUGGAACUGCAUCCUGGCGGGGCUGGCCUUCUGGGAUUUCCUCGUGCUGUUCUUCUGCUUACCUGUGGUUAUCUUCCACGAGCUCACUUUGAAGAGGUUGCUAGGAGACCUAUCGUGUCGGCUCGUGCCCUACCUGGAGGUAAAGAUGUAAACUUAGGCCAAGUUUUUAAAGUUUUUUCCCACAACGACCCUGGCUCUGUAACCCCUAAAUUUGAGAUAGGCCUUAUUUACACAUCUUUCAGUAUCACUUUCUAUCUAUCUAUCUAUUUAUCUAUCUAUCUAUGAAACUAGAAAAUAAUUUGUGCAUCUGUAAAACCUUGAACCACAAGAAUAUUAUUUUGUUCAAUAUUAAAAAUAAGUCAGUUAAAGCAGAACAGUUUAACAUUGAUAAAUUAAUGAAAGGAAAUAUAAAAGCUCAGAUACAUAAAUUAAAUAAAUUAAGGCUCUUUCAUUAGUAAAAGUUUAAGUUAUUUCCAGCAGCCAAGGAAAAUAGAAAAUACAAUUUAACCCCUUAUUGUCUUUUAAAAUCUAAAAAUAGACAAAUGUGUGACUUUACCGUCUGAAAUUUCCUGUAUAUUUUCCAGUCAACUCUUUUAUCUCAGUGAUUUUGGUUCAUCUAUUGUUUUAAAAAAUGUAUUGCUUUCUGUGGAAGAUUUUUGUUGCUUUAUUUAAACUCUUGAUUCAGAAAUAAAGUUUAAAUCAAAUAGAAUUGUGGUCAGUCAUAAGAAAUAUCCCUCACAGUUUGCGGGUAUUAAACGUGUUUUGACCAACAUGUGGUCUAAAACCUUACAAUGCUAAGUUCAUAUUUAGACUAGAGAGGUGAGCUUUAAUAAAAUAAAAUAACUUAACAUUUGUAAAAUAACUUUUAAUUUGGUCAUCAUCUGAAAAACUGCUGAAAAAUAGAAUAAAAAUUUAAUUCCCCAUAUUAGAGCACUAAAACUGAGUUAAACCAGCUGCCUCUCGACGGUUUAAAGCACUGUGUUUUUGUCACGUCAGACAGCGAAGCAAAGAGAUGUCAAACAAGUCAAACAGUCUCAACAACCCACUUCAUUUGCUGAUAAAUUAUCGGUCACCACAGUUUACCCUCAUGUCAGACUCAGUGUUAGUGUUUCCCAGUUCAAUACAGACACAUUCAGCUCUGUGAUGAAUGGGCUGCUUGUGUCUUGUCUCUGCUCAGUUUCAGACUGAGAGCAGUCUUUACUUUCAACAGUCGUGCUGUUAUGGUCUGUUUGGCCCCUUCAGCUGUCUGCCAUGAACCACAGGGGAGGCUGGCCGGGCCCCACAUGAAGGGACUCUUCUUCAGCUUAAAUACGAGUGAACAAAGACGCACAAAGUAAUAGAAACCAGGAUGUUUAGUUACAAGUCCAGAGUGAAGAAAACUGAAAGAAAUAAAAGAAUUUCUGCCUCUAAAAUCUGGACAUAAAUGUUUGAUGUACCUGCUAAACUUAUCGACAUGGUAGAUGAUAUAUUACACCUGAGUCAACACCUACUAAAACGGUUGAAAACUAAUCAGACCAACUAUAUUAAUUUUUUUAGUAAUUUCAAAAAUGAAAAAACAAAAUUUUUAAAUGAAUAACUUUGCAUUUUUCUACUUUUCUGUGACAGUAAAAAAACUUGGAUUAUGUUAAAACAAAAACAAAAUAUUUAUGUAUUCUUCGACAAAUUGACAUUAUUCCUCAUCUUGAUUUGAUUUGAUUUGAUUUUAUUUGUCCCAUAAGGGGAUUUGUCUUCACAGAUGACACAUUACACAUCUCAGGUGACAAUGGACACUACACUCACACCAACAAUAAAUGACAUGUGUAACAACAAUAACAACAAUGACAACUUACAUGACAGCACAAUAACAGAUGGACAGAUCGACGGGGCCUGCUGCUCAGGUCAGCUGUGGCUGCAGGGAUCAGGCUUUUCCCCAGCUGAGCGAUCCUGAACUCGAGGGUUCUGUACCUGCGCCCUGAGGGUAGUGGGAUAAUAUAUUGGUCCAGUGGGUGAGUGAUGUCUUGUGCUAUGGUGUUUGCUAGGCGAGUGAUGGACUUGGACUUGUCCACCCUGUUUUCUUGUCUUGUUUUCUGACACCAAAUUCAAAUAACGGUUUUAGCUAAAAUAGCUCAGUACUCAAUACUUUCAAAGUUAUUAAUGUUACAGGAUCGGCCAAUCAGAGGCAUGGCUGAGUUGACUGACAGGUGGGAACACUGUAGCCAUUUGUGAAGAGGUUAAAAGCCUGCCUCUGGUAGAUUGAAUUAAAUUUCGGAAGCAUCAGUUUUACUAGUAUAACAAAGCGCUGCUAAUAGGCUUAAAAACUCUGCUUCAGAGACAAAUGGGUGACGUCUGCAACACUACAUCCAUUUAAUACACAGACCAUGAGAUAAACAGACCCAGAGGGGAGGACACGGUAAGGGAGCCGAAGCAGUACAAACUUUAAACUGAUGAAUUUUAUCUGCAUUAUAACACUGAUACAGAUCACAGGCCUGAUGCUGAAUAUCAGUCCCAAAAACCCUGAAGCAGGAUGAUCUUGUUCAUGACUCACCCUGAAUGGAUGCUGCUGCACAUUCAGUUACAACGAUCUAAACGCUAUCUGUCCGAUAGAAAUUGGUGGAUAAAAAUCAACUUCACUCUUUAAACUUUAGCUUUACUUCUAACACGAGCUCUUUAUUCUCCACACAGAAAGUCUUAAAAAGUCCUCCCUCUUAUUUGUUUUCUUUAUAACCCUCCAUGGAUCAAUUUUUGUUGUUCCAGCAGCCAAAAUGAUCAUUUUUUUGGUCCAGUUAGUAGAAAAGCGUUGGCUUUAUUUGCUGGAGGUAAUAACUGAAUGUGGUUCAUUUAUUUCAGUGGUUUCUUUGCUAAUUAUAUCCAAAGGCUUGUCCUGAUUGUUGCCGCUUUAACAAUCAUACUUUCUCCUGACCUGUCAUUAGGGUCCUCUGGGUUUUGUGAAGAAUCGGUCAGUCCUUCAUUUGGAGGGUUAAUCUCCCCUCACUCAGAGUGAUAAUGUGGACUCUCUCACAGACUCUCACACAGGCUUCAUCAGUCUCUUCUUUCAUUAUGGACUCUGCCAGCCUGUUGAAAUCUUGUUUUUUUGUCCUUAAACCAGCUCAAUACGCCCACAGAGCUUUUAGUCACUGAAGUGGACUUUUGGUGGUUUGUAAUAAUGGCUUGUAUGAAUCCGUCUUUAACAAGGUCAGCCCUCAGUUCUUUGUUUCUCACCCAUUUUCAUGCUAAUUAAUGAAUUAAUUUCUGGCUAAUUACUUAACGUUUUUUAAAGUGCUUUUUAGCAGAUUCUCUGUGUCGUGCUGAAAGCGGGUCAGGCUGCCAGCUGCCCUUGUGCUCUGUUAGUUCAACUAUUUUCAUGCUAAUCGGAGCUCUCUGUUAAUUAUGUGGAGUUUGUGUCUUAACUGUUUGAGGUCAUUAAGCUCUGCAGUGGGAGGACACGUCUCUGUGAUGAUAGUCUGUGGACUUGGACGAAAAUAAAGACACUAAUGUGCACGAGGCACCAAUAACUGUUCCCCCUCUGCAGACCCAAAGCCGUGAAACUACAUAAUGGCUUUCUGUCCCCUCUGGGCUGCCCUUUAUUUCCCUCUUUCUGUAUUCUAAAGAUGUAACAACCGUGGCCUUAUUACUGUAGUUUGGGCUAAUUUCCCCACAGGCCAGCGUAACAAGGCAGAGAAAGCUGUAAAUCUGUUCCUUCAGCAACAAAACACCUUCCUGUGCUCAUGGGAGACCGUCUGCAGGGAGUCUGGUUCUGCCCGAGGUCUGAGUUGUGCUAACAGAUCACGUCCGAGCAGGAACAGUGGUGCAGCAGAAUAAAAGGAGCAAGUGUGAGGGAUGAACUGCAAGUUAAUCCUGGAUGUAGGUCUUUCAUGAUGGUAAACAGUCCUGUUUAAUCAGAGAGAAUAAGGAAGGAAGGUCUGGAUUAAACUCACCGAGGGGAAGGAGAUAGAUAAGCAAUUAGGAAGCGAGUCUUCAAGAUAAAGGGAAAAAGAUAAAAACAUACAACUGUGUGAGUUUGUGCAAGGUUCAGCAAAAAGUUGGCUAGAUGAUGUGAAAGUUUAUAACCAACCGCUGACCUGAAGAACCAAUCAGAUGAUACCUUCUGGUUGAUUUUAACAUAUCUUAGUUUUCUCUGCAGCCUCUCAGUUUGCAAUCUCAGUGUCCAUGCACUGAUCUUAUUGGGAAGGAAUGUUCUGAUGAAGAGGCUCUGCGCUGAUUGGCUGACUGAGAGGGAAGGGACAGAAAGAUGCAAAAGUCAGAAAAACACCAAAAGAAAAAUGGGGAGUGCUCCAGGAGAAACUGCUCCACGACGAUCCAGAAUCUGACCCUGAAUCAAAGUUUCAGGAUUUCUCUGAGUGAUUCGACAACAUUUGGGUUUUAUUUCUACUCUUUUGUGGUCAGUCCUCAUUGAAGCAGUCCAAAGAGCUAAAUACCAUUAUAUAGUUUACUUCGAAUACCCUCCAGUGUUACAGUGCUCUAAGGCCCCGGACUACAUUUAUAUUUCAUAUUCAAAGGGCUCUCAGAAGUGGAGUGUGAGGAGGGAAUAUUCACGAGCAGGAAUUUCUCUCAAACUGGAAACCCUAAAGUUCUUCCUAUCGGAUGUACAAACCUGAGAUUUAUCCAUCUAAACAUGUGCCUGUAACCGUUAUGUCCCUCUCUCUGCUGUUUCUGUGUCAGGUGACCUCUCUGGGCGUGGCCACAUUCAGCCUUUGUGCGCUCAGUAUCGACCGCUUCCAUGCAGCCACGGGCCCCACCCCCCUCCAGGUGCCCAAAGUGGAGCCCUGCCAGUCCAUCCUCUCCAAGCUCUCCGUUAUCUGGGUGGGCUCUUUGGUGUUGGCGGCCCCUGAGCUCCUUCUGUGGCAGCUUGUUCAGGAACCCGUCAACCUGCAGACGCUGUCUUCCAGCCUCCAACAGAGCCAGCCGGCGGGAUCACUGAUGGCCGCCUUAAGAGCAAGAACAGACUCGUUUAAGGUGGACGUCUGCGUCCGUGAGCCGUCUGCGGAGCUCCCUGAGAGCAUCUACUCUCUGGUGCUGACCUACCAUGAGGCCCGCAUGUGGUGGAUCUUUGGCUGCUACCUCUGCCUGCCUCUGCUCUUCACUCUGGCCUGUGACCUGGUGACAAGGCAGGUGCUAAACCAGCGUGAACCCCAGAAACCUGCAGCUGAGAAGGCGACCAGCAGAUGCUCCUCCUCCACCUCGUCUUCCUCCUCCUCGACUAAAAAGAAGCAGCAUGUGAGAGAGCAGCGUCUGCGCUCCACCGUCAUGGCUCUCACAAUCUUGUACGUCACAUGCAACCUGCCAGAGAGCAUCUGCAACAUCACACUUGCGUACAUCUCUGCCCACCUGUCUGCGGCGCUUCCGGCUCUGCUCCUGCCAGCGCUGAGCCUGAUUGGUCAGUUCCUGCUGUUCAUGCGUUGCUCGUUGACGCCGGUGUUGCUGCUGUUCCUGUGCCGCUCGCUGGGCCAGGCCUUCAUGGACUGCUGCUGCUGCUGCUGUGAAGAGUGCCUCCCAGAUGGUAACUCCUCCUCGUCCUCGUCCGCCUCCACCGCAGCCACCUCCAACCCCUCCUCACCCACAUCUCCCACCCCGUCCUCCCUCACUCCGUCCAGUAAAGAGGAGGUGAAGAGCGUGUUGGCCGCAGAACCGGCAGUCUGCUACGACAGAGCGAAAGACUCUACGGCAGCUAUCGGGACGCCGUGCUGAGGGACAGAACUGCUGUGACCACAAAGAUCACCGUGUUUGCCUCGACUUGGGUCUUAUUUUAGUGGUUUUAACAGAAGUUUCUGUCAGUCAUGAAAAUGCUGUACUCAUUAAGUAAACCCAAGACAUCUGGGGUCAAAGGUCAUUGAAGUGACCGGUAAACACAGCUCCAUUUUUGUCCUGGUUUGAUAAUGAAAUCAGUCUCUAGAUGUCCUUUUUUUUUUCAAAGAGUCAAACUCUGAUUUCUUCUCUUGGUCAAAUGUGAAAACAAACGUCAGCUGUGCGGGAGAUAAACAUGAUCUCUGAGGAAGAACGAGAACGUUUAAAGAGGAGGGAGUUUAAAUUCAUCUAAUCUUACAACUCAAAUUUAGAGAUUUAUUGUUUUAGUUUGUGAAAAAUCCAAACUGGUACUAAUACUGGCAUUUAAAAUAACAUUUCAAUCCACAACCAGUUCCAGUACUGGUGUUUUUCACAUUAUUUUUCUUCCCAGUUCUGUGUCUUACCAGGAGAUGAAUGGUGACACAGUAAAAUCUCAAAGCUCUAAACUAAGCAAGUGUUUUACUCUUGUCCAACUGGUCUCGGCACAAACAAUAUUCACCUGAUUUCAGCUAAUUGGAAGAUACUGGAUCUGACUCUCUUAUUAUGAAACAAAAACCUCCUGUGGAGUAAGAAAAACUGACUUCUCACAGUAAGAAGCUCUUAUUUCAAAGAUUUAUCUCUAAACUUCAGCAGUCAUUCUUACUCAUCCCAUCCAGGUCGUAUUUCUUCUUAAAAUAAGACGUCUGUCUGGACUUUUCAGGUGAAUGUCACACUUAUAGACAUUUUCAUUAUAGAGAUUAGACAAGCUCAGUUUGGAGUUUUUACAGUGUGCUGAAAGUUUUUUAAAACAGUUUUUGCUGUUUUAAGAUGAUUAAAAAAAACUGAUUGGCACUAAACUUCAUUUCUGAAUUUAGAUACUUUGAUUCUUCACGUCGGGUCGACGCUUUAACUGCUUAGUUUCAGGAAAAUCAAUCAGCAAUCAAAUCCUUAGAGGGCCUCUGUAAUCAGCCUUCUAAAGUCCCAGACCUGAAACAAAAUCACUGCUGCCACAUUUGACUUUUAGUCAUCUCAUGUAUUUCUCACAUGUAACAUUUGUCUCUGCUCAUCCAUAAAGCUGCAGCUGAAAGACACAACUGUAAAGUUUCAUCUUUUCUGUGAGAGAAACAAAAUCCUGGAAUCCUCGGUCACUGGGAGCUUAUUGCAAACUUAACAAAUGUGAGAUUUUCUGCAGCGUUUUCGCAGCUGAAUGUCUGUCACUUGUUUUAUUUCCCCUUUAACUCACUGUAUCACUCUUUGAUUCUCACAGAAGCUCCUCUGGGGAUCCGUGUUGCAAAUCAGCAUCCUCCAUAAACACCAUGAUACUUGCACUGGAUGGCUGUUUGCAGUUUAUCUCUGCAUACUGUAUUCAUCUUAAUCAAAUAGACUGUAAAUUAAGAUAAAGAAAAACUUAGCUCGUACUCCCUCCUAUUCAAAUGUCAUUGAAACAUGUCAGACAAACCACAUGUUGCUAAUCUUUCUCAGGAAAUACAGAAUACUCCCAAACUGCUGAUUUUUUACUGACAGAUAAUCUGAAAACUACCAAAAUAAAACCCAAGUUGUCAUAAAUCGAGUUCCUUUAAAGCUCCUGUGAGGAACUUUUGGUUUGCUUUGAUAUUGAGGUUUGCGCGUCGAGACGUAGACCGCUGCGUAUUGCUAUCAUGCGGUCGUUAUUAAAGUUUGUAUAGCUAGAGAAGCAAGCGGUCGGCAACACUCAUCUAUGGAGGGGGUGUCUAACUCGGUGUUAUGGUCUGUUUGACCCUAACUUAAUUUUCACUCUGGAAUAUCCCUUUAAAGAUGGUCCGAGUUGUUUUUUAAGGUCAUAAAGAUACAUCAGUGUUAAUUAAACCAGCUGAAAUUCCCUCCCAGGAGCUUUAAACCUCAUUUUCUGUGAUCUGAUGUAGAAACACUGCAGUGAUAGAGUUAAAUCAGUGUUAGAUGACUGUAUAAAAUGUAGACUUUGCCAUUUUAUAGAUACAGUUUUUUACUUGUGAUGGAUUUAAUCCUGUUGUUGUCUUUUUUUAGUGAUACUUCAACAUUUUAUCGACAUUAACCUUUGAAAUGCUCAUUCAGGAUCUUUGUUUGUCCUUCUCAGAGUACUGUAAGGAGAGAAACACUGGAUAUUUGAGUUUUAAGAUGAAACUGCAGAUGUGUCCAGACUUUCGUUACAGCCUGCUGUAAACUCUGUCAGUUGUGUUUUUCGUACGUAAUGUCGCUGUUGCUGCUCGGAUGGCAGCAAGUUUAAAACUUGAUCAUAUCAGAGAAUCAAUAGUUUAAAAUCUGGAGCGAGUCGCAACAAGUUUUAUUUUGAUGUGUUUUUGUCUGUGGUUUAGUAAAGUUUGAGUUUCCUUAAAGAAAAACUUUUGUGCAUCUCUCAGUGUGUUUAUUUAACGCCUGGAUUUGACUCCACUUCAGUGAUACUUUCAGCCUUUUCUCUUUUCCGCUGAAGUUGGUUUGAAAUUUGGAGAAACGUCUGCAGGUUUUUGCUGCUGCUUAGUGCAUCACUUUUCUGUUUCCUGCAGAGACACGGUCAGAAGAGGCAAAUUCAGCCUUUCGAUGACUUAGCUUGUUUUGCUAAUGAGAGCAGAAUUUAAAGGAUGAUAUACAAGUGCAUCUUAUUAAAGUCCAAUAUCAGGGGAAAAACAUUUUUUCAUUAUUUAAUCUUAAAAAGGUGGAUUUUCAGAUAUUCUUGUAUUUGUGUCAUAUAAAGUGAAACAUUUUGAGUCGGUUUUCUGAUUUAUUUUGAUGACUGUAGCAGAGUGAUCAUGAAAAUCUGAAAUCUAGUAUCUUACGAUCAGAGUAAUACCUGAGAUUGAUUGUAAAAAGGAUUAAAAAUAAAGAGUAAACUAAAGUUGUUGUUUCUGCCGGUGAGACUCUUGUAAAGGCUGUGAGACCUGUCAGCUUCACGAAAGACUUUUAUUCAUUUUUACGUCUUACAUUUUCAUAAAUACUGGUUUAGUCCAAAAAUUGUCCUUCCAGUUCCAAAGUCAGAGUCUGGGUCUCAUUAACCUCCUUGUGGGUUGAAUUAAAGCUCCUAUAAGGGACUUU
Xyrichtys novacula (pearly razorfish) is the source of this 9528-nucleotide messenger RNA. Lineage: Eukaryota; Metazoa; Chordata; Actinopteri; Labriformes; Labridae. The record is from the annotation of a GenBank genome assembly.